CCAUUAGGCUCAGGGGUGGGGAUGAGUUUCUACAAAAAGUGGGGGGUACAUGCCAGCCCUCCGUGGUCCUGAUCAAAGUGAGAGCAGACAGCAGGGAACAUCACCCUCUUGGGAUCGCAGGCUGUGGGCACAGACCCGAGAUGCUCAGGAGGAAUGCUUGCAAGACAUCAGCUUUCUCCUUCAUGGUCAAGCAGACGUGGGGUCCUCUGUGCAGUCGUCCAGUGAGGUCAGAGCAAUGGUGUUCUCAGCAGUCCUGUGCACAGAGAACCAGCAAUAACACCUUGCACCCACUCUGGACGGGCCCAGUCUCCGUGCCGGGGGGCACCCGGCAGUCCCCCAUCAACAUCCGCUGGAGGGACACUGUCUACGACCCGAGGCUGAAGCCGCUCACGGUCUCCUAUGUCGCGGCAUCCUGCCUGUACGUCUGGAACUCCGGCUACCUCUUCCAGGUGGAGUUUGACGAUAGCACCAAGGCGUCGGGAAUCAGUGGUGGGCCCUUGGAAAACCACUACAGACUGAAGCAAUUUCACUUCCACUGGGGAGCAGCGAACGAGUGGGGCUCAGAGCAUGCAGUGGACGACCGUGCGUACCCCGCAGAGCUGCAUUUAGUUCACUGGAAUUCUGUGAAAUACCAAAAUUACAAGGAAGCUGUCAUGGGAGAGAAUGGCUUGGCCGUGAUAGGCGUGUUUUUAAAGCUCGGGGCCCAUCAUCAGACGCUGCAGAGGCUGGUAGACAUCUUGCCAGAAAUAAAACAUAAGGAUGCGCGGGCGGCCGUGGGCCCCUUCGACCCCUCCAGUCUGCUGCCCGCCUGCCGGGAUUACUGGACCUACCCGGGCUCACUCACCACCCCGCCGCUGACCGAGUCGGUCACCUGGAUCAUCCAAAAGGAGCCUGUUGAAGUGGCCCCAGGCCAGCUCUCUGCAUUUCGUACGCUCCUGUUUUCUGCACGUGGUGAAGAGGAGAAGGUGAUGGUGAACAACUAUCGCCCGCUUCAACCCCUGAUGAACCGGAAGGUCCGGGCAUCCUUCCAGGCACAAGAUCCUGGAGACACUAGGUCCACAUGAAUAGCAGGACUGACUUUGAAGGAAGGAAGCGCUGUUUCCCAAGUUUCACAAUGUGAUUGUACGUGACUUCUGGAAUUAAAGAGAGAAUGAGAUUAC
Molecule: messenger RNA, 1160 nt
Organism: Saimiri boliviensis boliviensis (Bolivian squirrel monkey)
Lineage: Eukaryota; Metazoa; Chordata; Mammalia; Primates; Cebidae
Gene: CA5A
Product: carbonic anhydrase 5A
Cellular component (GO): mitochondrion; cytoplasm
Molecular function (GO): carbonate dehydratase activity; zinc ion binding
Source: RefSeq, a predicted model, not a curated record